UGCACCUGCAGCCGUUCCUGUGCGUGUUGCUUUUGCGCGGCUGCUGCUGUCUUUGCAGAUUUAUAAACAAUACACACAGACUGAGCAGGUCUGCUACAAAACACAGAGGGAAAUCCAGAUGAUUUAUGCAGCUGCUAAAACGCGCUGCCGCUCUUGAAUGUAACCUCAGUUUAUAUUUGGCUUAAAGGAGACGCAACAAAGCGCACAAAAUGGUUGCGCUCCAGGCCCGGGCGAAUAAGUAGGUUUACUAUAGCUUUAAGAACGCGAAAAUAGUGGCUGCUUCUUUAAAAAUAUAUCGGUUUAUUGCUGAAUAGAUAAUUAAGAAAAGUUUUCAAUUUCUAAUCAAUAAAUCGAUGCAUAUAAUCUGCGGCGAACCCAACGCACUCACAGAAAAUGCCCCACUGUUGGAUAAAGGCCUCUUGCAAUCAAAACGUCUUUAAACCAGAUGUGGUGCGUUUCUCCUCAAUUUGCAAGUGAACCUGCUUGGCUUUCUGCGGAUUUACAGACGGGCUGAAGUGUCCUCAAGGUGAUGGAACCGACCGGCGAGCGAACCGGGGAUGUAAAUAAAGGCGAAGAGCCGGUGGAGGACAAGGCCGCAGAGCAGACCCCGGCCACCAGUACGACCGUUACCCCGCGGAGGGGGCUCAGGGAGCGGGGAGCGGGCCGCCCGAGGUCUGGCGUCUCCUCCGCUUCAUUAACGGACGUCAACGGGACUGCGCAGAGCUCGGGACGGGUUUUGAGAGACCGGUCAACGAGGGCAGUACCGGCUUGGCUGAAGGACACCAAAAGCGACGACGACGAAGACGAACCGAGUCCGGACACCGGCGCGACCAAGCGGAGGAAAGUUUCCAACUCCCGGCGGAAGAAACACUCAGAGUCUGCGGGUUCGGCUGAGCCUGGAGGGGGGGUCGCAGGUGACAGCCGUCAAGCCACAGAGUCAGAGGACCCCAAGAAACCUGCCACAGAUGCUCAAGCUCUGCCCUCCAGACGCCCCCCAGCCCAGGCCGGAGCCAAGCCCCCGUCUGGCAGGGCCAUCCGCGGCUCUGCCAAGCCUGUGUGUAAGACAGAACCUGGAAUGGAGAUUCAAUCUGCAGAAGGGGAGCUGAACAAUAAAGAGAAGUACGAAAUUAAAAAGAAAGAGGAGGAAAGUGAGGAUGUUGCUGAACCAGUCCUGGAAGACAAAGACCCUCCGUUUCAGGACGACCCACAUGACUUCAACUAUCAGCCGCAGAGUCAGAGUGGUGCAGAGGAAGAAGAGGGCCUCAGCAGUGAUGAUGAUGUUCCUUUUAGAGAUGAUUUAAACGAUCAGAGCUAUGACCCCAAGGCUGAAAGGGAUGCCCCUAAACCAAAGCGCAGAGCUCCUCCUAGACAGAAGGAGAAGAAAGAAAAAGAGAAAGCGCCUAAAAAAGAGAAAGAGGUUGCUGAAAUAAAGAUAGAAGGUUCAGACAACUUGGAGAGAGUGGAAGAGGAAGUGAAGCUGGAGGAAGAAAUAGUGGAGGACCCUGACGGACCCAGGAAGAGAGGCCGGCGGAAAAAAGAUGACAAAACCCCACGGCUGCCAAAAAGAAGGAAGAAGCCCCCGGUGCAGUAUGUGCGCUGUGAGAUAGAGGGAUGUGGCACAGUUCUGGCUCAUCCUCGCUACCUGCAGCAUCACAUAAAGUACCAGCACUUGCUCAAGAAGAAGUACGUAUGUCCUCAUCCUUCUUGUGGAAGGCUUUUCCGACUACAGAAGCAGCUGCUUCGUCAUGCGAAACACCAUACAGACCAGAGAGACUACAUCUGUGAGUUCUGUGCUCGUGCCUUCAAGAGCUCCCACAACCUGGCUGUGCACCGCAUGAUCCACACCGGAGAGAAGCCCCUCCAGUGUGAAAUCUGUGGCUUCACCUGUCGCCAGAAGGCGUCUCUCAACUGGCACAUGAAGAAGCAUGAUGCCGAUGCCACCUAUCAGUUUUCCUGCUCCAUUUGUGGCAAGAAGUUUGAGAAGAAGGACUGCGUGGUGGCCCAUAAGGCCAAGAGUCACCCAGAGGUGCUAAUUGCUGAGGCACUUGCAGCCAAUGCUGGCGCCCUCAUCACAACCCCUGCAUCCUUGCUGGAGCUGCCAGGAAACCCCAUGCAAGCAGAAGUCACCAGCCUGGAAAUGAGCCAAAUAGGGCAGGAGGGGCAGGUGGAACCGCUGAGCCAGGAAGGUCAAGUUGGGCAGCAAGUGGCUCAGGUGUCUCAGAUGGGUCAUGUGACCCAACAAGUGAGUCACCAGGUGGUUUUACUGGGACAAGACCAGAGCCUCCAUACCAUGCAGGUGCCGGUGACAAUCGCCCUGUCCCCCAUUGACCCCCCUUCGCCAGCUGACAACCAGCAGCAGACUCACCUCCAGCUACAGAUGCCCGUCCAGUUCGUGCAACCACAGCAACCCCAAAUCCAACAACUGACCCUCCAUUCUGGCGCGGUGGUGACCCAGCACCAACCCCAGCUUCAUCCCCUUCAGUCCUAUUCCUCCCAGCAGCACAGUCACGGGCAGACACAAAUCCUACAAAUGACCUUCCAGCCGGUCAGCCAGUCCCAGACCCAUAUUCAGCAGAUCCCCAUCCUAGCGACCUCUCAGCAGCUUCAGACCCUGCAGACAGCCGCCCCGAGCCCUCCUCUCCUGUCCCCGUCCCAACCCCAGUCCCAGGAUCCAGCCUGCACCAAUGGGGACAGCUUUAUUCUGGACAAUCCGGUGCUCUCUUCCUCCUCUCCAUCAGUCAACUCCCUUCAGCAGACAGAGGCGGUGGGGGAAGACAGCGUGGUCUGGGAGCAGACAGGACAAGGGGACGUUCUGUCUGACAGCACUGAGAGACAUGUGCAGCAGGCCCUCAUGUAAAACAAGGAUGGUGCACUCAAAGCAGAAAAAAUAGUGGCAAAUUAUGUCAUCAGUGAGCUAAUAUACUGUAUUGCAACGUUUGAGGUAAAUGUAGGAUCACAAAUAUAAUAUGUACUGUUCACUCAUAGUCAUCUUUGGUAGCUUUUUAGAAUAUCUGUAUCAGGGAAAGAUAUGUAUGUGUCUAUAUGUGUAAGUUGUUGCCUUUGUACAUAAGUCCUGUAAACUUCACUAGCCUUUUAUUUGAGUGUGUGUGUGUGUGUGUGUGUGUGUACUGAUGCAGAAAAUGACUUCUAAAAGAUGUUGCAAAGCUAUUGCUGUUAUGCAAUAAUAUAGCAUACCUCUAAGUAAUAGACAGCACUUCAAAUGCCUUGUGUGUGGCAUUAUCAAGGUUCCUACUGGAUUAAAGCAACUUUAUUUAUAUACUGAAUUAAACACAAAACACACAUUAGAAAGCUACAAACCUCCUCAAUAUGUGUGCGUUCAACAAAUUCAGUUUAAAUGAAUUGUCAGCCAGUUGUUCAUUUAUUGUCCAGAGCUACACAAAACUUUUACUCGACCAGGUUAAAAGAAAAAUGUAACAUAAAUCUAAAUAAACUCACAAAGAGAGAAAUAUCUUAAAACCUGGAAGGACAUAGACAGAAAGGUGUUACACAGGGCUGUAAAAAGUCACAAAAUAUACAUAUUUAGAAGAUUUUUGGCAGUGUCAUUAAACCAGUUUAAAUGACAUUUGUGCAGAUUUGUUAAGCUUGGCUGUGGGUAGACUGAAGGAAUAAUAACCCGUAUAAUUUAUUUACUGCUCACAAACGUCCUUAGUCAUUGUAGCCAGCCAGAAGAUGACAUUGGACACUAUUAAUCACAUUAUGAAUCCUGCAAGCACAGUCACUGAAUUAAACUAUUAAAACUAAUACUGUCACUGAAUAGUGUUUGAAACAUCAUGUAAAUUCAUAACCAGAACUAUGUAGAAACCUUUGAACACGUGUCGAUACUAAAGUUGCACCAGUCUGAUGCAAAUUUAGUAUGUGUGACAUAGGAUGUGUGGUAGAGCAGGCACAACAGCUGUUCAUUUAUAUGAUGUAAAUAAAUGUCUUAACAUUUA
Molecule: messenger RNA, 3953 nt
Organism: Thunnus maccoyii (southern bluefin tuna)
Lineage: Eukaryota; Metazoa; Chordata; Actinopteri; Scombriformes; Scombridae
Gene: zfp91
Product: ZFP91 zinc finger protein, atypical E3 ubiquitin ligase
Exons: 12
Coding region: 530-2857 (775 amino acids)
Biological process (GO): regulation of transcription by RNA polymerase II
Cellular component (GO): nucleus
Molecular function (GO): transcription coregulator activity
Source: RefSeq, a predicted model, not a curated record